Messenger RNA from Astyanax mexicanus (Mexican tetra), 3465 nucleotides. RefSeq names its product striatin. Gene Ontology annotation, cellular component: dendrite. Gene Ontology annotation, molecular function: armadillo repeat domain binding; protein phosphatase 2A binding; protein-containing complex binding. NCBI's taxonomy places the organism in Eukaryota, Metazoa, Chordata, Actinopteri, Characiformes, Acestrorhamphidae. The transcript is spliced from 18 exons. The record is from RefSeq and is a predicted model, not a curated record. The coding region runs from base 188 to 2524 and encodes 778 amino acids.
UUUGUUGAGCGGAGUGGGCGGAGCGGAGCGUCGGCUGAGCGGCGCUGCUCUCAGAGGCUCGGCCGGCCUGUAGUGAGCGGAUCCUCCGGCUGAGAGACUCAGAGAGAGAGGCGGAGAGAGAGAGGGAGAUAUAUCCGGGGUAGAGGAGCUCUUCUGUCGGAGACCGAGCCCCAGCCCGAGUCCGGCCAUGGACGAGCACGCAGGGCCCGGCGUCUUCUUUAACAACAACAACAGCAGCAGUCCGCUGCUGCAGGCGGGAGGCAGAGGAGCGGCGGCCGACAGCGACGGCGGGGAGGCGGGCAGAGCGCAGUACAGCAUCCCGGGGAUCCUGCACUUCCUCCAGCACGAGUGGGCCCGGUUCGAGGUGGAGAGAGCGCAGUGGGAGGUGGAGAGGGCCGAGUUACAGGCUCAGGUUGCCUUCCUGCAUGGUGAGAGGAAGGGUCAGGAGAACCUUAAGAAGGACCUGGUGAGGAGGAUAAAGAUGCUGGAGUAUGCGCUGAAGCAGGAGAGGGCAAAAUACCACAAGUUAAAAUAUGGAACAGAGCUAAAUCUGGGUGAAAUGAAGGCACCAAGUUUUGACUCUGAAGAGGCGAACGAGAAGGAGACUUCUGGCUCUCUAAACAACCAGCUCUCCUGGAAGCAAGGACGGCAGCUGCUCAGGCAGUACCUGCAGGAGGUGGGCUACACGGACACAAUUCUGGACGUCAAGUCUCAGAGAGUGAAAGCCCUGCUGGGUUUAGCGGGUGACGGCACAGGUGAUCGGUCCGGUCAGGAGCCGCUGCUUAACGGGACGGACACUGCACCCAAGGGAGCUAACACAGCAGGGAAAGUGGAGCUGUCUGACUCGAGCUCUGUGCUGGAGGCGUUUUUCAUUGAGAACGCUGCCGCUGAAUUCAGCGAUGAGGACGAUGAGGAAGACAGUGAGGGGAAAGAAAAGACCAUUGUAGAUUCUAGAACGAUUGUGAGGAAGAAGCCUUCGUCGCCUUUCUCUCCCACACAUGUAGGUGAUGAUCCCGAUGCAGAGGAAGCUCUGAAGGACUUUGACUUCCUGUCCAACACUGAGGACAUGGACACCUCACCAGAGUCCAGGAGCGCAGGGGAUGGCACAGACUGGGAGAAGGACAGGCAGGCCUGGGACGUGGACCAAGGCCUGAUAACCAAACUCAAGGAGCAAUACAGAAAGGAGCGCAAAGGCAAAAAGGGGGUGAAGAGGCCGAACCGUACUAAGCUGCAGGAUAUGUUGGCUAAUUUGCGGGACACAGAGGAGCCGUCUUCCCUGCAGCCGUCCAUCACGCCCCCGCCUCGGCCCAACGCUAACCGCUUCAAUGAACAUGACAGCAGCCACACUGAUGAAGGUGCUGUACCUCCAGUAGAGGCCAUCACCUUCCCCCCCUCCUCAGGCAAAGCCUUCAUCAUCGGGACAGAAGAGGCCAUGGAGACGGGGGAGCUGGGACUGGGCGAGCUGGCGGGCCUGACUGUUGCCAAUGAGGCUGAUAACCUGGCGUAUGAUAUCUCAAACAACAAGGACGCUCUGCGCAAGACAUGGAACCCCAAGUUCACGCUGCGCAGCCACUUCGACGGCAUCCGGGGCCUGGCGUUUCAUCCUGUAGAACCUGUUCUCAUCACAGCCUCUGAGGAUCACACGCUUAAGAUGUGGAACCUGCAGAAAACAACCCCUGCCAAAAAGAAUGCCUCGUUGGAUGUGGAACCCAUUUACACCUUCAGGGCUCACAGGGGCGCUGUGCUGUGUGUGGUGAUGAGUAACACAGGAGAGCAGUGUUACAGCGGUGGACUGGACGGCACCAUUCAGUGCUGGAACACACCCAGUCCCAACAUCGACCCCUAUGACUCCUACCAGCCAUCAGUCCUUCGGGGGGCGCUAUGUGGACACACAGAUGCAGUCUGGGGUUUGGUCCACAGCAGUGCUCACCAACGCCUAUUGUCCUGCUCGGCUGACGGGACGGUGCGGUUGUGGAACGCUUCCAACCCUCAGGCGGCACUCGCUGUCUUCAAUGAAAACAAGGAUUUAGGCCUGCCCUCUUCAGUAGACCUGGUCUGCAGCGAUCCUGCUUACAUGGUGACUUCAUUCAACAACGGGCGAAUAGGCCUCUUUAACAUGGAGACCCGGCAGCAGGUCCUUAACAUGGAGUCCACUGUUGAGUCUGGGGCAUCCUGUCAGAUCAACAAAGUGCUGAGUCAUCCCACUCUCCCCAUCACCAUCACUGCUCAGGAGGACCGCCACAUCAAGUUCUACGACAACAACACAGGAAAAUUGAUCCACUCCAUGGUGGCCCAUUUGGACGCCGUUACGAGCCUCGCUGUGGAUCCAAAUGGACUGUAUUUGAUGUCUGGGAGCCAUGACUGUUCCAUCAGGCUCUGGAACCUAGAGAACAAGACCUGUAUCCAGGAGUUUACAGCUCACCGCAAGAAGUUUGACGAGUCCAUCCACGACGUGGCAUUCCAUCCGUCCAAGUGCUACAUCGCCAGUGCCGGAGCUGACUCCCUUGCUAAAGUCUUCGUAUGAGGGGGCAAUGGCCAGCAGGCCUCCCACUAGCCCAGCCCACCGGCAUAGACUGGCCAAUGGCAGAAAGCCGGUGGUAGGCUGGAGCGGGUAGUGGUCCGCCCUGCUCCCUGACCUCCACCCCUCCUCUCCUGUUUCCAAAUGGUUGUGAGUUUAGCAGCUCCUCAGCUUUCCAAGACUGAUCAGACUGUGGCAGUCUGUGGCCGGACAGGAGAGGGCACUGUUCAGGGUGAAUCGGUUCCCCAGUUACCUCCUCUCUCUACAACAAUCCAGGCAGGCCUGGGUGCACAUGGUCUUUGUGGCACAAAGGCGACUGUGCCACAAAGGCGACUGUACAACAGACACUUCCACAAGCAGGAACCAUAGCCAACCACAGGCGUAAACAAAAACGGCAGAGUCUGGGCCCAAGCACUUUUCAGCCUGAAUAGUAGUGUUUACUGUGUGUGGCUGUUGUGUAGAGCUAGCGACACUCCUGUCUCUCCCAGUCUUCCCACUCUCCCUCUCUCCCUCCAUCCUUCCCUCCCUCCCUCCCUCUAUUCAGCUCCUCCAAGUGCGGUAUUUAGUCAACUCCUCAGCCCUGACUGAGGAAUUCUGGGAAGGCGUGGAGUGAAGGAGAUGCUAGUUUCAGGUCGUCGUGGUGGAUUUUCUCUUCCGCUUACUGCUUCCACCACAGAUGAUAUGCCUACUUUUCGUUUAGUUUUUUUUUUUGUUUGUUUGUUUUGUUCUUCCUUUUUAAAUGUUCAUUGACAAAAUGUGCCUUUGCUUCAGAAAGGUCUUGAAAUGUUAUUUUACCAAGCUUAUUUUUUCCUUUGUGAGGGGUUGGGAAAAGGGGUAGGACAGUAUUGUCCAUUUUAACCACAUAGUACAUUGGAUGUAUAAUUACAAAUGCGUAUUAAUAAAGAAAUUUAUUAUUAUAUAUAUCCACUCUUAAAUCUUAACAUUCA